AUGUCUGAUAAACGCGAUAUGGCUGUGAUGGAGGAAUUCAAGUUGAAACUGAAGAAGACAGAAACGCAAAAGAAAAAUCCACUGCCUUCCCAAGAAACAAUUGAACAGAAGAAGCAAGCAGGCGUAAGGAGGCCAGCACCGCUAGUAUGCACUGUACAUUCUACAAAUAGUGUCUUCUUAUUUUACUUCUUUUAGCUAUUUAGCUUUGUAAACUGCAAAGAGGUUGGAUCAAUUUAAAUGAUUGUGCUGCCCCUUUUCACAUCAGAACUACUGACAAUGAAGGUCGCACCUGCCUCUCCCAUCUGCCUCUCUGUCUGGCAGGGAAGAAAAAGAACUUGCAUGUUGGUGAAGGAAGAAGCUGGGUGGGACAACAGUGAAAUCUAGAGUAAAAA
Messenger RNA from Phyllostomus discolor (pale spear-nosed bat), 392 nucleotides. RefSeq names its product thymosin beta-4-like. The record is from RefSeq and is a predicted model, not a curated record. Gene Ontology annotation, biological process: regulation of cell migration; actin filament organization. Bases 1 to 195 code for a protein of 64 amino acids. Lineage: Eukaryota; Metazoa; Chordata; Mammalia; Chiroptera; Phyllostomidae. Gene Ontology annotation, cellular component: cytoplasm. The transcript has a single exon. Gene Ontology annotation, molecular function: actin monomer binding.